Molecule: messenger RNA, 880 nt
Organism: Ipomoea nil (Japanese morning glory)
Lineage: Eukaryota; Viridiplantae; Streptophyta; Magnoliopsida; Solanales; Convolvulaceae
Product: E2F-associated phosphoprotein
Exons: 4
Coding region: 177-638 (153 amino acids)
Biological process (GO): positive regulation of cell population proliferation
Cellular component (GO): nucleus
Source: RefSeq, a predicted model, not a curated record
CACCUAAACUAAGAAGUUUGGGUGAAAUUCUUCUUCCCUUUUCCCUUUUAUUCGCCCGCGUGACAACCCUGUUCGGAGACCCAAUUGACACGCCAAAUUUCGGGCUAAUCGGUAUCGGGUCCAUCAGUGCUGCUCUCGUCUCAACUGAGAGGCGGUUGUCUCACAUAAAGAAAGAAAUGAAUGAUGGAAAGCAGAGAGAAGCGUCGCCAUCUGUUUCGCAGAAAUCUGUUUCUGAUGAUGAUGAGAUAGACUACUCCAUCAAGCCAGAGUUUUACGACUCCGACCUCGACGACAAGGACGAAUCAUGGGUUCGAAAGAAAAGGGGUGGCCGUACUUCUGAUGCCAUACUCAGUUGCCCGGCUUGCUUCACCACGCUCUGUCUUGAUUGCCAGAGGCAUGAAAAGAAUGUAACACAGUAUCGAGCCAUUUUUGUGGUGAAUUGUAAGAUCAAUGAUGAAGUGAUGACACAGCUUGGAAGUAAACGAAAGUGGGGCAGAAGGAAUGGUGAAGCAGAGGCAGCUUCUGAUAACAGUGGAACUUUUAAACAUGUGUGUUGUGCAGUAUGUUUAACGAAAGUUGGAGUCAUCGAUGAGGAGGAGGUCUAUCAUUUCUUGAAUGUUCUUCCCAGCGAGUGUUGACUCUUUAGUCUAUAACUUCAUGCUAACUAAUCUACUACUGUCCUAAAUGUUUGUGUUAAACUAAUGCCUACAAGUGUUGUUCGGGUAUAAGUAUGUAUAAUAGAUUUUGUGUUGGAAGCAGCUGCUAUGAUUUUGUUUGCCAUGUUGUGCUGAGGAAACUAGUAUUCUGCUGCUUCUUGUUCUUCAAAUUGUUUGUAAUGACCAAAAUUCUCACAAUGAGUUCUGGCUGUGGUGGAAUUAAA